Molecule: messenger RNA, 1340 nt
Organism: Scleropages formosus (Asian bonytongue)
Lineage: Eukaryota; Metazoa; Chordata; Actinopteri; Osteoglossiformes; Osteoglossidae
Gene: rflnb
Product: refilin B
Exons: 3
Coding region: 8-664 (218 amino acids)
Biological process (GO): actin filament bundle organization; negative regulation of bone mineralization involved in bone maturation; negative regulation of chondrocyte development
Cellular component (GO): actin filament bundle
Molecular function (GO): filamin binding
Source: RefSeq, a predicted model, not a curated record
AGUGACAAUGGUGGGCAGGCUGAACUUGCAGAAUGUGUCCGAGGAUGAUCCCCUGCUGGAGAUGAGCUGCAAGACGGAAAGGACGCUGGACAGCCCCGACUCCGGACUGCCCCCCAGCCCGAGUCCGAGUCAGAGCCCGAGCCCCGGCGCGUGGCUGCUCUCGGUGGCUCCCGACAAGGCGCUCGCGGGGCUGCUUCCGGAAGAGGAGAGACGAGGAGCGCAGCUGGCUCGUGGUUCCUACGGCUACGGGCCCGUUACUCAGCUCUGUCCUCUGUCCUAUGGAGAGGGAAUAGAGUUGGACCCUUUGCCUCCCAAAGAAGUCCGAUACACAUCCUCGGUGCGCUACGACUCCGAACGCCACUUUAUCCACAACGUGCGCCUACAGCCCACAGGACUGCGGCUCGAGCGCUGCAGCCAGACGGUCCUCGCGCUGCCGGACAGCACGUGGCGACACUACGUCACCCGGCUGGAGCUCGAGCCCUGCCAGCGACCGCAGCGCUACCGGAGCACCACUAUCGUGUACCCGAAACGCACCCGGGCCGUGUUCACCACCGAGCUGCACUACGACUCCCGACGGCUGGCCAAGCGCUUCCUGUCCAGCGUGGAGCUGGAAGCCGGAGACGGGGGCGCGCUUCUGUGUGCAGGAGAACUGCGUGUGGGUUAAUGAGCGGUUGGCUCAUCGAUCGGGCUCCGAUGCCAACAUCCCAGCGGCUACAGCUCGACGGAGAGAAUCCGAGUGAAGGAGAAGACACCGCUUGACGUUUUCACUCUCGAGACACUGCGCGCGGGUUACUCACUCAUUGCCGGCGUCUUUUACUCCCCCUUUUUGGCAGAUGUGCUUCUAACUGGCAAGCUGAGUAUUGUCACAAACUGAUUCUUUCGCCUGGUUGGAUAUGAACGAUGUGUUUGCACAUCCGAAAACAUGUAUAUAUGUAACGAUGGAUGCUUUGCGAAGAGUGGAGUGGAACUGAAAAUAAGUGAAUGUGUGGUAUGACCUGUGGUUUUUGUAAUGUUGCAGUGAUGCUGAAGGUUGAGUGAAGUCAGAUAUUUUUGUUGGCCUGCAGUUGUUAGUGUAGUGCAGUAUUUAGUGGUUUUGAGAAUUUUUUUUUUUUUUUUCCACUGAAAAUUAUGCAAAACGUUUCACAUAUUCACAAAGUACACUACUGGAAAUAGAACCAUCCACACCGAUAUUGGGAGUAAAUGCAAAUAUGUGUAAUUUAACAACUGCAUCCAUAGAUCAAUGAUUUCACAUUUUAGUAUUGUCUGAAUGCUUUCAUGUGGUAUGCACUUAAUGGAUUUUUAAUGUUUGAAUGUUGUCUUUCCAAUAAAACUAUUAACAA